GUCAUAGAUAAGCACCCCUGUAACCGUGUAUCUUCCGCCAACCAUCAAUGCGAACACACUCUUUGGGGUUUCCCACAGCACCAAAACCACUUCGGACUGUCACCGCGGGUCGAGCCGACGCUGCCCUGAGAGAUUUACCAGCUUUCCCAAUGACUGACGGGGAGUGUGACUUCUUCUGUUUCUUCCGCUGCUGUUGAGUGCGCUUAUUACGCGCCUCAGGCAGACGUGAAGGCAGAGUGACCCUGAGGAGCGACACAAGCUGGUGGAGAGUUGGGCAGGGAGAAGUGAGAAGGUGGGGCUUUAAAACAAGCCAUUUCAGCCAACCAGGCCACUUAGAUCCGACAGGUGGGCGGGCUGUCUACCUGUUUGGGUGAUUGAUUCAGUAGUCUGGAUGUCUGUGGACAUGAACAGCCAGGCUUCGGACAGCAAUGAGGAAGACUUUGGGGUGAACUCUGAAGAAGAGGAUGAUGACGAUGAUGGAGGAGAUGAAGAGGACCAGGGUGAUAUUGCAGCCUACUAUGAGGGUGUGGCCAGUGAUGUGGAACAACAGGGAGCUGACUCCUUUGACCCAGAGGAGUACCAAUUCACCUGUCUUACCUAUAAAGAGAGUCAAAGGGUGCUGAUAGAGGAGGUUAACACUGUGGCUGCUGCACUGAAGGUUUUGCCAGCUGUAGCAAAACUGAUUCUGGUGCAUUUUCACUGGCAGGUUUCACAAAUAGUAGACAGAUAUAAGUCCAACUCAUCUCUGCUGUUGGCAGAUGCUCUGGUCCAGCCCAGCAGCACCUGCAGAUCAGUCACUGCCCAUCAGUCCCUCCACUGUGGCGUGUGUCUACAGGUCGUACGGAGAGACUCUCUAUUGGCACUGCCAUGUCAGCACUCCUUCUGUAAAGCAUGCUGGGAGCAGCACUGCACUGUACUGGUCAAAGAUGGCAUGGGAGUAGGUAUCUCAUGUAUGGCUCAAGACUGUUCCCUGCAGAUGCCUGAAGACUUUGUCCUGCCACUGCUACCAGGAGAGGAGCUGAAGGACAAAUAUAGACGCUACCUCUUCAGAGACUACGUUGAGAGUCACUUCCAGUUGCAGUUGUGUCCGGGCGCAGACUGUCCCAUCGUCAUCAAGGUGCAGGAGCCUCGGGCACGCAGGGUGCAGUGUAGCCGCUGCAGUGAAGUCUUCUGUUUUAAAUGCCGUCAGAUGUACCAUGCACCCACAGACUGUGCAACAAUCCGAAAAUGGCUGACUAAAUGUGCCGACGAUUCAGAGACAGCCAACUACAUCAGCGCACACACUAAAGAUUGUCCUAAGUGCAACAUCUGCAUUGAGAAGAACGGAGGCUGUAAUCACAUGCAAUGCUCCAAGUGCAAACACGACUUCUGCUGGAUGUGUCUCGGUGACUGGAAGACUCAUGGCAGUGAAUACUACGAGUGCAGCCGCUACAAAGAAAACCCUGAUAUAGUCAACCAAAGCCAGCAGGCUCAGGCUAGAGAGGCCCUCAAGAAAUACCUCUUCUACUUUGAGAGGUGGGAGAAUCACAACAAGUCUCUACAGCUAGAGGCUCAGACGUACCAGAGAAUCCAGGAGAAAAUCCAAGAGAGAGUGAUGAACAACCUGGGAACCUGGAUUGACUGGCAGUAUCUGCAUAAUGCUUCAAAGCUACUGGCUAAGUGCCGCUACACACUGCAGUAUACGUAUCCAUAUGCCUACUACAUGGAGUCUGGCCCACGCAAAAAACUGUUCGAGUAUCAGCAGGCUCAGCUGGAAGCAGAGAUUGAAAACCUGUCAUGGAAGGUGGAGCGAGCUGACAGCUACGAGAGAGGAGUGGUGGGAGGCGAGGGGGAGCUCAGCGCCAGUGACAGAGGGGAUUUGGAGAAUCAAAUGCACAUUGCUGAGCAGAGGCGACGCACGCUGCUGAAGGAUUUUCAUGACACCUGAGGCUCCAUCGUGACUGCGAAGCACCAGCAUCUCCUUCCUUCCUUUCCUCCUUUUCCUCUUUCCUUUUUUUCCUCCUUCCUUGCCCUCCAAUCUUUUGCUUCUUUCCAUGACUAUAAUUUGGUGCAGUUGUACCACUCCUCCUUUUGCUUCUUUACACUUGCUCAUUUGCUCUCUUCUCUCCCUCCUGUUAUGCUGCAGGGUCACAAAAAGGCACGAUAGUAGCUUCCCUUCCUCCCGUCACCCUUAUCGGCACCUCGUUUUCAUGUUUUGUCCCCAGAGCAUCACAUUCACCAUGGUUUCUUCAUCAUUGCUUUUCAGUUCAGAUCGUAAAGGUCUAAAGAUUUUUAGACCUAAACCGUUAUAAAAGCGUUUUUAUAACGGAGGACUUGCUUUUGAUUCACAUAAGCAUUUAUUAUGAGCAGCUAAAACAUUGUCUGUAAAGAGAGUAUGAGUGAGCUGUUAUUCUCCAACAUUAUCCCUGUGAUGCUGGAAUAAUGAAUGAAGAGAGAAGCAAUUGGAGACAUAAAAAUGCGGAGUAUGCAGAAGCUUUUAGCGAAUGAAGUAUUGGGAAAGAGAAUUUUUUUUUUCUUUAAAGAGACGGUGCUGAUUGCAGAUCUUUAGUGGUUUUAUAUAGACAAUAGUGACUAGCAGACACUGUCAUACUUAAUCAAUCUGUCUGAACACAUAUCCAACUAAUGUUCUGAACUUUCAAAACACAGGAAUUUCAGAUCAAUCAAUGAAAGUAAUUCCAUAUAAGAAAUGAUGGCUGCCACUGCUCUCAUUCUGCUUUGAUUCAAACUUUUCACCAGCUGACAGAUGUAACUCAGCAUGGCAGUCUAAAAUUCUCAGUAGACGUGACCAGGGUGUGUUUGUUGUGAAAAAAUGGUCACCACAUUAUUAUUUUGAAAAACAAAAUCCAGUAUUUUCUUACAUAUGCUGUAUUGUCAUAUAUGCAACAUGUUAUAGACAAAGACGAAUGUGUGUUAACAUGGCAACUAUUUCAGAUUUUUGUCGCCACUGUUUCAUAAUAAGUACACCUUUCCCUUGGUAAAUAGCAGCUAGUCAUUGUUACCUACAUAAAACUACUGAAUUACUCCAACUCUUGUCUCUUUAUAGUCUCAUACUGGUGCUUGAACUUGUUCAGCUAAUGUAGAUCAAAACUAGUGUGAGUCUUGAGUGUCUACAGAAACACCUCCUUUUGAUUAGCUGAUGAAGUUGUGUUGAAGCAGCAAGCGCAAGCUUAGUCUUUCACACACACUACAGCACCACCCACUGACACUGACGCAGCAUGCACAUAACACGUGCGCAAACACUCCGCUGCAGAAAAAAACGUCACCUGUUUGUCUCCAUCCCCCCAUCUCAUGCUCUCCUCUCUUUCUUUACCUUAAUCACUUUCACUUUAUUUUUGCUCUCUUUUCUCUCCUCUUUCUGCUCACGUUGUUCACAUUUUUCUUCUGGAAAAUGGUUGUUGAUAGAUAGAUCAUUUAAAAAAAAGAGAAAAAAAGGAAAAAAUAAUAAAAAAAAUUGCUGUAAUUUUCAACGGUUGUACAUUAAUACAGAAAUAGAGUUACUGAAAGAGUUUUUAAAACCA
This is a messenger RNA of Solea senegalensis (Senegalese sole), 3518 nucleotides long. RefSeq names its product ariadne homolog 2 (Drosophila) (gene arih2). Gene Ontology annotation, cellular component: ubiquitin ligase complex; cytoplasm. Gene Ontology annotation, biological process: protein polyubiquitination; positive regulation of proteasomal ubiquitin-dependent protein catabolic process; ubiquitin-dependent protein catabolic process. Gene Ontology annotation, molecular function: zinc ion binding; ubiquitin conjugating enzyme binding; ubiquitin protein ligase activity. Lineage: Eukaryota; Metazoa; Chordata; Actinopteri; Pleuronectiformes; Soleidae. The record is from RefSeq and is a predicted model, not a curated record. Bases 392 to 1927 code for a protein of 511 amino acids. The transcript has 15 exons.